Messenger RNA from Vombatus ursinus (common wombat), 1506 nucleotides. Its product is annotated as nascent polypeptide-associated complex subunit alpha, muscle-specific form-like. The transcript is spliced from 2 exons. NCBI's taxonomy places the organism in Eukaryota, Metazoa, Chordata, Mammalia, Diprotodontia, Vombatidae. The coding region runs from base 1 to 1506 and encodes 501 amino acids. The record is from RefSeq and is a predicted model, not a curated record.
AUGGCGGGAGGAGCCGCCGCCGCCGCCGCCGCCGCUGCACCGCGGGAGGGAGCCCGGGCCGCGGCCGCUGGGCUCGGGCUCCGGCGCCGCUCGCGCACUCUCCCUCCCGCGCCCUCGCACACUCUCGCUCACACUCACACACACUCGCGCACGGGGGAGGGGGGGGCCUCAUGCAUAUUCAUGAGCCGAGCCAGGAAGGGGCCGGCCCCCACCCCCCGCCCCACCCCACCCCACCCCACCCCCCACCCCCGGUCAGCCAAUGGCGGGGCCGCAGCGGGUUCGGAUACACACAAAGGGAGCCCUGCCCGCGGUGACACGGGGCCGCCCGGGGCUGGGGGGGAGGAGGCCGAGGGGCCGGGUCCCCGCCCCCCGGCUUCCCCCUCCCCCCUCCCCCCGGGGCCCCUCCCUGGCGGGCGGCGGGCGGCGGGCGCGGGACCCGGGCCGGGGGAGGUGUGGGGGCGUGGCCCGCGCGCAGCCCGGGGUGCACAUGUGGGGCGGCCGCGGCUCCCGGAACUGCACUCGGAGGCUGGGGUGGGGUCUUUUGUGUGGUCUGCCGGAUCGCGGACGGGGGAGGCGGCGGGGGGCAGCGCCCAUCCCCCAGCCGCCCAGACGCUCGGCGGGAGCGCGCCGGGAUUCGGCGCCGCUCCGGGUGGACACUCGAGAACGGGGGAGGCCGAAGGGGCAGCGGCCGAAGGGGCAGCAGCCGGCCGUCCCGUCCCGUCCCGUCCUCCGUCCUCCUCUCCGGGGGAUACAAAGGACGGAGAGGAGGUGCUCCCAGUGCGGAAGCUCCCUCCACCGAUGCCCCCCGAGGUCCUGCCCGGCUCGACAGCGCCCCGAUCCCGCCCCGAUCCCGCGAACUUGUCCCCGACUUGGAAACUCGGCGUCGCCUCGGGCGCCGUGGCUUGCUCCUUGCUCCGGGAGCCAGGAGUCGGGUCUCGGGCGCCCUGCUCCCGGACUGCCCCGCCCGUCCAUCAGGAGGGGCCUCUUGGUCCAAGGGGGAGCCUGACCCACCCACCCUCGAUGCCCGCUGCUCCUGACCCUGCUUCCUGCCAACCAACCGCAGGAAGGGCACGGGCCCUAGCAACAGCUGGACCCGGGCGUCCGAGGACGCGGGACCAAAGUAGUCUUUCCCUAUCCAAAGGCAUCCUGGGGAGGCACCGAUUCUGGCUUCUCAUACAGAAAAACUUCCCUCUGUAUGCUGAAGGGGCUUCAUGCCACCCACAGCCCCUCCCCUCUAUGGAAUCACAGAAUCUCACAGCUGGAAGGAACGCAGAGACCUGCUCAUCACCUCCAAGGACAGAACAUCCUCGGACACCCCCGCUGCGUGGCUUUGCUCCAGUAAGAGCGGCCCACUCCACCUGGGGGCAGUUCCCCUCCUCUGACCACAGUCCUUUGCUCACAGGUCUCAGGUCCCCUCGCCCCCUGCAGACACCCACACUCCACUCUCUCCCAGUCUCUUUUUUCAAGUGCCCGGUUGAAAUCCAGGGGCCGCCGCCUCCUCCAUGA